ACAAUGCAAAUUCUGCUCUUUAUAAGAUCUCCCUCUAAAUCUCCUCGAUUCUCACCCCAAACCGAGCCCACUGCUUUAUUUUACUCAUUGCCAUGGAGUUUAUGAUCUUGUAUCUCGCAGUGCUGAUGCAUAUAGUUUGCUUAACUUCAAACUUCCUCGUCCUCACGACCUCCAAUGCCUUCCCUGGUUCCGUGGCACCUCUUUGUCACAAGGACGACAUGUCCGCGCUUUUACAAUUCAAGAACAGCUUCACCAAUGCUCCUUCCAAUCCUCACGCUCCCUCCAUUCCCUUUCCUCGCCCCAAAGUCGAGUCAUGGACUGAUCCUAACAAUCAGACAUCCUCGAAUUGCUGUUCAUGGGAUGGGGUAGCGUGUGAUGACAAAGCCGGUCAUGUCAUAGCGCUUGACCUCAGUAGCAGCAAUCUCUUCGGUUCCAUCAACUCCAGCUCUAGCCUCUUCAGGUUGGUUCACCUUCAGAGGCUUAACCUAGCUUUUAAUCACUUCAAUCACUCCCGUAUCCCAUCCGGCUUUGGCCUCCUCUCGGGUUUGACCCAUCUUAACCUCUCGCAUUCAUUUUUCUCUGGCCAAGUUCCGCCAGACAUCUUCACGUUGACCAGGAUGAUCUCGCUUGACCUUAGUGGCGACCUCCUGGAACUAAGAAGUCCUGGCUUGGCAACUCUAGCCCAGAACUUGACCAAUUUGCAGUUUCUUAACCUUGACGGAGUUGAUAUUCUAUCCCCGGUGCCCGAUACCUUAGCAAGCCUGUCUUCCCUUAGAUCUUUGAGCUUGUCUCGUUGCGGAGUUCACGGCGUAUUUCCGGAAAGUAUCCUGCAGUUGCCAAACUUGGAGAACCUUAUUCUCAACUACAACAUCAACCUCACUGUUCACUUCCCGGACUUCAACGCCAUUAGCCCUUUAAGGAUGCUUGGCUUGCUGGAUACGAGGCUUUCGGGUGAGCUACCCUCUUCUAUCGGCAACCUCGAGUCACUGGAAGGUUUGGAAUUAGACCCCGACAAUUGCAAUUUAACUGGAGCCUUACCAUAUUCAGUUGGAAACCUUCGUUCUUUGAAGUACCUUAUUAUCAGAGGCUGCGGAUUCUCAGGAUCCAUUCCCUCUUCUUUGGCUUCUCUGACCCAGUUAACUUAUCUUGAUUUAUCAUCGAACGCAUUCAGUCUCCAAAACCUUUCUUCUCUGUCCUGGUUGUGGAAGCUGACCAAACUUGGGGCUCUGUACCUCCGGGGGACGAGUCUACAGGGUGAAAUACCUUCUUCAGUUGGGAAUUUAUCCCGACUUGGCGUCUUAGAUCUCGGUGACAACCGCUUAAGCGGGUUGGUCCCUGCUGAGCUCCUGAACCUCAGACAAAUGAAAAGAUUGCUUUUAGACAACAAUGAACUUUCUGGUUAUAUCCCUUCUUGGCUUUCGAACAUGACACAGUUGACUUUCAUCAACCUUCAGUUUAAUAGACUACAAGGCCCAGUACCUCUUUGGAUCACUCAGCUCCCAAAUCUAACAUCUCUUCACCUUUGUUUUAACCAAAUGAACGGAAUAGAGGAUUCAGACUUGUCGAACCACUCUUUAACCGGGUCCAGCGUUACCUUGCCUAAGCUUUCUUCUCUAGGGCUUGCCUCGUGCAAUUUGAGAGAGUUUCCUAUUCUCCUGCAGAACCACCCGAAUUUGGAGUUGUUGGACCUGAACAGCAACAACAUUCGUGGGCAAGUACCAUUGUGGAUGGAAAACAUCGGCAUAAGCAGUCUGCACUCCCUGAACCUGUCACAUAACUUCCUCACAGGAUUCGACCCCUCUCUAAAGAUUCUCCCAUGGAUGAACCUCCAAACUUUUGACAUCACAUCUAAUAUGUUCACUGGGCCUCCUCCAACACCCCCUCCCUCCGCAAACUUGGAUACUUAUCUAGCAAAGCAAAACAAACUGUCUGGGCCAUUCCCACGAUGGAUCUGCAAUUUAAGUUCUCUUGUCACACUCGACUUGUCUUUUAACAACUUGAGGGGCACUCUUCCCGACUGCUUGGGCAAUGUCAGCACGUCUCUGUCAGUGCUGAACCUGCAGAGGAACAGAUUCAGUGGAAACAUUCCUCAACUGUAUGCGAGCGGGAUGCAACUGAAGAUGAUUGCUUUGGGUCAUAAUCAGCUGCAAGGGCAAUUACCGAGGUCAUUGGCCAAUUGUUCGAUGAUGGAAUUUAUUGAUAUGGGGAACAAUCAGAUUAGUGAUAUUUUCCCAUCUUGGUUAGAAUCUCUUCCGCAUUUGAAGGUUCUUAUUUUGAGUCAAAACAAAUUUCAUGGCGUCAUCGGUACACCAGGCUCUCUUUCCGGGUUCCAGAGGUUGCGGAUCAUCAACCUGUCCUACAACUUGUUCACCGGUAUGCUACCUGAGGGAUAUUUCCAGACUUGGACAUCCAUGAAGGCCAUUGAUUCACUUGAGAGCCAAAAAUUAACAUAUCUGGAAGCAAGGUGCCACUUUGGGUUCUACCAAUUCUACAUGAUAAUGAUAAAUAAAGGGAUCCACACGUACUAUCCAAAGGUAUUGGAGACAUUUACAGCCAUCGAUCUAUCGGAAAACAUGUUUUCUGGAGAUAUCCCAAAUGCCAUUGGAGACCUGCGGCAGCUCCAUUUGUUGAAUCUGUCUAACAACUUUCUCACUGGUGGGAUCCCAUCUACAAUUGGUCACCUUAGUGAACUCGAAUCGCUGGACCUUUCGGGCAACAGGCUUUCAGGACAGAUUCCAGAAGAACUGGCAGAACUCAAUUUCCUGUCUUCAUUGAAUGUGUCACACAACAACCUUACAGGUUCCAUACCGAGGGGGCCACAGUUCAACACAUUCACGAAGAGCUCAUUUGAGGGAAACCCAGGACUGUGUGGAGACACCAUAUCGAAGAAAUGUAGUAGUCCUGAUGUGGAGGACUCGCCAGCAGCGGUGCAAGAUGACUCAUCUUGGUUCUGGGAGUUCGACUGGAAGGUUGUUCUGUUGGGGUAUGGAAGUGGACUUGCAAUCGGGUUUGUCAUCGAAAAUGCUUUUAACUCCGGAAAACAGCCAGAGUUAGCAGAAGCGAUCCGAAGGCGGCUGCAAAACAGACAGAGGAAAUCGAGGAGGAUCAGCAGGAACUGAACAUGUCGACAAAACUAAACAAGUGCCGAUUUCGAACCUUAUUUGCAGUCUGUUGACAAAGGGCCAUACACUGUAAAACUACACCUUAAUAUUCCAGAUGCUUUUUUCUUUUCUGAAGGUUUUCUAUCUCUAUUCCGAAAUGUAAGAGUGAAAGAUCAUCAUAUGUAAAUUGAUUAGGACAAAAUAUAAUGAUUAUUGCAUGUAAGGCUUCAGUGCACUCUCUGUUCUUUCCUUUUCAAAAGUUACAGCAUA
Messenger RNA from Punica granatum (pomegranate), 3371 nucleotides. NCBI's taxonomy places the organism in Eukaryota, Viridiplantae, Streptophyta, Magnoliopsida, Myrtales, Lythraceae. The record is from RefSeq and is a predicted model, not a curated record.